GCCAUGGCACCCAAGGCGUCCCAGUCGUCCCAGUCAGAAUCGUUGUUGAGAAAAUCCUCAAGGUCUACCACGAAAGUGAAUACACUCAAGCUUGAAGCGGUACCAUCAUCUGCAAAGCGAAUUAACCCUUUAACGGCGUUCGUCAAUCUGCCUUCGUCGCAGCCGAAUCCAUCAUCGAAAGGAAAAGAGAAAGAGAAGACGCCUACUCAGGCUACUGUGCGAGAUGGCAUCCAUGAAAGUCAAGCACAGGGUGAAGAUAGCCAGCUAUGGGUGGACCUGUAUGAGCCUACUACAGAAGCCGAACUUGCCGUCCAUGUGAAAAAGGUCGAAGAUGUGCGACGUUGGCUUGCAGAAGCCUUUGAAGGUGGCCCUUCUGGGAAGCUCAGGAAAUACCGACGUAUCCUAGCUCUGACUGGUCCUGCUGGAACUGCGAAGACCACGACUAUGCGGAUUUUGGCACGUGAGAUGGAUUUUGAGAUACUGGAGUGGAGAAACUCUAUUGGAGAAAACGCUGCGAUAGAUACAGUAUCGGGACAGCCGUUUCCAGAAAAUGACCCAGACCGCGAAGCCCUGUUCUCUAAAUUUGAGAGUUUCCUCGCUCGUGCGUCGACCUGUAACAAUCUCUUCCGUGAUCCUGCGCCAUUGGUCUCUUCGUCUCAGGCGGCAUCUUCUUCCACGACACUUACUCAAACCAAUACUAACAGCAACAAACGGCGUAUCAUUCUUCUGGAAGACCUUCCUAAUCUCCUCCACAAUGGCACCAAAGACCGGUUUCACGCAGCGCUUCAGUCUCUUGUCGUUGAUCCUAGCCCAAAUCCAGUUCCUAUCGUUAUUAUAGUCAGUGACACCGGAAUGCGGGGAGAGGCAAGCGAUGAACGCCUUUCCGCUGGGUCUACAUAUCGGGAACAAGAUAGUGUUAUCGACGUCCGAACCGUCCUUCCUAAGGAUAUGCUGAACGGUCCAUAUGUUACUCAGAUACGAUUCAAUCCAAUUGCCCCGACGUUUUUGCGGAAGGCUUUACAGGCUCUGCUUGACCGUCACUUCUCGACCGCUAGGGGAGGAAAUUCUGUGCGACCGUCAAAGCACAUACUAGAUAUUAUCGUUGACAGCGCCAAUGGCGAUAUUCGAAGUGCAGUAAAUGCUCUUCAAUUUUCUAGUAUUGGCCAGAAGGGACGCAAGAAGGGUAAAUCAAGGGAGGCAAUGGUGAUAAUGGAAUCUGUGACGAGACGGGAGCAGAGCUUGGCUUUGUUCCAUCUUAUUGGAAAGGUUUUUUACAAUAAACGCAAGGGUGACCCUCCUGCGCUUUCUGCGAGCAAGAGAGAUAUAGAAAAAGAGAAAGCCCUUGAUGAAUCCCUGAAGGAUCCUCCCGAUCUACCUUCUUUCCUUUCAGAGCAUCAACGACGGACGAGUCGUGUCAAUGUCGAUAUCCUAUAUUCGGACUCUCCCAUCGACUCUUCGCUAUAUUCACUCUACUUGCACCAAAACUACACACAGUUUUGUAACGACGUGGAUGAGUGCGAUGGUAUUGCCGAUAACCUUAGUUGGGUCGAUUCCAGUGGGGGCGAAGCUUGGUAUCAAGCCAACCCACACCGAUUCCACCUGCUGACACUAGGGACAUUACACUCACUACCUACGCCAGUCGAACGUCGCUCACAGAAGAUAUUCAAGCCUGAAUUCUUCGAUUACCUGAACAAGGAGAAGGACGGAUGGGAAGGCGUGAGAGAUGUUCGUCGGUGGCUUGUUGAGAAGGUUGCUGCCGUGGAAGAUGCCGGCUGGCGUACUGGCGGGUGGAGCAAGACAGACGUUCCGAUAGAACUGGGAGGUGUUCUAAAGGCUCGGGAUGCUUCGCACUAUGUCACGGUGAUCAAAGGCCCUCCGGGCCACCGGUCGUUCAGCAACAUGAUGUUCGUAAGAGCAAUGGAAGGCGCUGCGGAGCAAUUGGGGGAAGCGGAGGCGGAUGGCCGAGAGGUCGAGGAUGAUGUAUUUCUCAACAGGGAAGACGAGACAGCGUCGCGUAAAGGAGGGUGGUUGGAAAGUGACGACAUUGAGGAUUUCUGAUUAAAUUUUUAUGAUAGGUACGCCGUCUCCGCCGAUCGUACAGUACAACGACGUUGAACGCCGGUUUCAGCAGACCAUUUCGCGGAGUAGAGACGUAUGCACUCUUUUGGUGACUCCUAGAAUGUCGCAAUGAAACAUUUCGGUUUUAAGG
Molecule: messenger RNA, 2209 nt
Organism: Desarmillaria tabescens
Lineage: Eukaryota; Fungi; Basidiomycota; Agaricomycetes; Agaricales; Physalacriaceae
Product: Rad17 cell cycle checkpoint protein-domain-containing protein
Exons: 11
Coding region: 4-2058 (684 amino acids)
Biological process (GO): mitotic DNA replication checkpoint signaling; DNA repair; DNA damage checkpoint signaling
Molecular function (GO): DNA clamp loader activity; chromatin binding
Source: RefSeq, a predicted model, not a curated record